Molecule: messenger RNA, 345 nt
Organism: Micromonas pusilla CCMP1545
Lineage: Eukaryota; Viridiplantae; Chlorophyta; Mamiellophyceae; Mamiellales; Mamiellaceae
Exons: 1
Molecular function (GO): protein binding
Source: RefSeq, a predicted model, not a curated record
AAUAUAGGUCGUCUCUACAAGAGCGGCCGAGGCGUGGAGAAAAACAUCGACACGGCGAUCGAAUGGUUCACAAAGGCGGCCGAUAAGGGUCACGUCUCCGCACUAAACAGUAUCGGCACUCUCCACUACGAAGCAGGACGAUACAAGGAGGCGUUCCCGUGGUUCUCACAAGCGGCCAUUCGAGGCGAAGUCAUGGCAGAGCAUAACAUCGGAUUAUGCUACAAACUUGGAAGAGGCGUGACGAAGGACAUCCCCAAGGCCAUCGAGUGGUUUACGAAGGCCGCGGAGAAGGGCUUCGCUGAAUCGAUAAACAGGCUCCGCGAACUCAACCAACCUGUGGCAUAA